AUCCAGGCUGGUCGUCAGGAUGUUUCGAUUUAGAAUCUGGAGGUAACCAGAGUCCAUCUGUGUUCCCUCGUUCGACAUGGUCCACUGGACCUUCGUUUUGGCGCCGUGUGUCUGGAUUCAGGCCCUCGUGCCGAUGGUGGCGUCGGACACUUGUCCCCCCGCAUCCCCCGUAGACAUCAAUUUCUCAGUGCCCUACCCCAUGCCCUUCUUUCAAGCCAUUAACCCAAUCCAGAACAUCGCCGUCAACCCCGUUUAUCAUGAGGUCUAUCUGGGGUCGCGGAAUGUCAUCGAAGCGGUGAACGGCACCCUGGUAAAGCUGUGGGAGCUCCGGACCGGACCGGUGAGCGGCAGAGAGUGUCGGCUGUGCCGGCUCUGCAGCAUCGAGAACGACCCGUUCGAGGAGGACACGGACAGCGAGGUGCUGCUGCUCGACACCUUCCUGAUGUACCUGUACACGUGCGGGAGCUCUCAGUACGGCGUGUGUUACUUCCACCAGCUACGCGAAAACGGGCGGGCGCCGGCGCCCUCCAAGUGCCUCUUUCGGAAGGAGGCCAACUCGGCUGCUUUCUGCCCGGACUGCAUCGCCAGCCCUCUGGGCACCAAGGUCAGCAUGGUGGAGGAGGGAAAGACGGUGUACUUCUACGUAGCCGCGACCGUCAACGACAGCGUCACGCAGCGCUACGGCCGCAAGUCCGUCUCGGUGCGGCGCCCGUUAGCCUCCGAGGACGGCUUUCACACCGACGUCCAGGGAUUGACAGUGCUGCCCGAGCUCAGGCGGGUAUACCCCAUCGAGUACGUUUACACCUUCUAUACAAACGACUUUGUCUACUUCCUGUCCGUACAGAGAGAAAAGGCAGACCAGCGUGGCACCUCACCCUAUCAGACGCGCCUCGGGCGCUUACCGCGCAACGAGUGGGAAACGCGGCGCUACCGCGAGGUCGUGCUGGAGUGCCGCUUCGAGCCCAAGCGCAGGCGCAGGAACGCGGGCAGCCCCAGCACCAGUUCGAGCGCCAGCGAGGCUUUCAAGGACAUCGUGUACAACGUGGCGCAGGCGGCGCACUUCGGCAGGGCGGGGCGCGAGCUGGCCGACGAGCUCGGCGCCGAGCAGGACGACGACAUCCUCUACGGGGUCUUCGCCGUGACGGACGACUCGGGCGUUCCGGAGCACGACUCGGCCCUCUGCGCCUUCCCCAUGGACUGGGUGAAUUCCUUCAUCGAUCACGGCGUGGAGGACUGCUGUAAAUCCGGACCCGAGCAGCUCUCCAGGGGCCUGUGCCACUUCCAGCCCUGUGAAAGCUGCCCGCACGAGAGCAUGGAGCACAACGUGAGCUGCAGAGAUCAGCCGACUCUGGUGGCUCAGCCCUGUUACCGAGUGGAUCUGUUCAACCGGCAGAUGAGAGACACCUUGCUCACCUCCCUGCUCGUCACCACCAUCGACAACAAAACCCUCGCCCACAUCGGCACGGCUGACGGCAGACUGCUGCAGUUUGUUUUGCGAAGAUCCAGUCCCGUCAUCUUUGCCAACUAUUCUCUGGUGGAGAAUCAGAAGGUUUCCUCCACCGCUGCUGUCCUUCCUCCAGACCAGCUUCUCUUCGUAGUGGGAAAUAAGAUGAUUCAGGUCCCUCAGAGAGGUCCGGGGUGUCUGCACUUCCUCACGUGCGCCGCGUGUCUGACUGCGCCGAGGUUCAUGGCCUGCGGCUGGUGUUCGGGACGCUGUACCUGGCAGUCUGAGUGCUCGGGGCGCUGGGUCCGAGAUUCCUGCCCGCCCGUCAUCACGAGCUUUUUCCCAACGACAGCGCCCCCUGACGGCCAGACGGAGAUGCUGCUCUGCGGCUUUAAGUUCCAGUCGCCCCUCAAACCUGCCAUCAGCACCAAGACCCACGUGGUGAAGUUGGGGGAGACUGCCUGUGUGGUGCAGCCUUCCAAAAGCAACAGCACACUUCUGACGUGUAAGAUUCGCUCUGGAGUAACGGAGCCUCUGUUCAGGCCGCUUAUCGUUGCGGCGAGUGUUCACGAGGGUCGUAUGGAAGGUCCCUAUUUCAUCGAAGGAACGGCCGAGAUGCCUGGAUUUACCUUCGUGCUGCCCAACAUCACCGAUGUCCAGCCAGAUUACGGACCAAUGAACGGCGGCACCUUGAUUACCAUCACGGGACCCUACUUACAUUCGGGAAGGACCAGAAAGGUCACGCUGGAUGGUGACGUCUGCCCUAUUAAAAACGUUUCCUUCCUCUGGGGAAAUCUGUCCUCCAUCGUGUGUCUCUCUCAACCGGUCAGCGAGGUGAAGGACGUGGUGCUGCAGGUCUACAUCGACAGGUUCCGCAUCCUCGCCACCAGGGUGUUCCGAUACAAGCAGACACCCCAGAUUUUCUCCGUUCAGCCCGACUGCAGUUUCGACAACGGAUCAAGGAUCACGAUCGAGGGGGAAAAUCUGGACUCUGUGUACAGGACCGUCAUUCACUUCAAGCCCAAGGAGAGCCACCUUAAACCAGUCUCCACUGAGUGCAGAGGGAAAGCUAAGCCCACCCGUAUGGAGUGUGUCACCCCGGUCUUCCCCAGAGAUGAGACGGAAGAAGGAGAGCUGUCCUUUGACAUGGACGGUGCACUGGGUCUGUGGAAGCAGGAUUUCUCCUAUCACCCUUACGGGAGGCCCAUUCCGUUUGAGACCGAGGGCCACGUGCUCACGCUCUACCCUGGCUUCGAUGAGGUCUCCCUACAUCAUCAGAAGCUAAACCUGGUGAACUCCUGCAUGAAGAUCACCAUGACUGUCGGAGGAGUCGACUGUGGAGCGAAGGUUUUGGAUAACGAGAUCACCUGCCGUAUUCCCAAAAACCUCACCAUCCCUAACGAGGGCUUACCUGUCAAGAUAACGGUCAACGGCGAUGUCCAUAACGUGGGUACUGUGGUCCUGGUGAGCAACCAUUACGUUGUGGGCAUUGUGCUUGGAAUUCUGGGAGCUCUGGUGGCGGGGGCGGUGCUGGCCUUCAUCACCAUGAAACACCUGAGGAAGAAGAAGACAGGAGAGUUGCCGUUCAGCGCCACCCCUGUGCCCAAUGGACCUGUUUCGUUUCCUGGCCUGGCUUAUGCCAACACGCUGGACCCCAGCCUCACCCCGCUCAUCCCCCCUGUGACCAUCUCCAUCUCCAGCUUCCGGCCAGAGCUGCUGGAGGAGGUGAAGGACGUCCUCAUCCCAGCGGCUAUGCUCAACGUGCAGCACCAUCAGAUCAUCGGCAAAGGUCAUUUUGGCAUCGUUUAUCACGGAUACCUGACUGACCAGAACAACAGGGAGAUCCACUGUGCUGUGAAAUCCCUUAACAGAAUUACAGACGUGGAGGAGGUCGAGCAGUUUUUGAAAGAGGGGAUUCUGAUGAAGGGUUUCCAUCACAGUAAUGUUCUGUCUCUGCUGGGCAUCCUCCUGCCUCAGGAAGGGCUCCCCCUAGUGGUGCUACCCUACAUGAAGCACGGAGACCUGCGCCACUUCAUGCGCUGUGAGGACCGGAACCCCACAGUGAAGGACCUCAUUGGGUUUGGCCUACAGGUUGCCAAGGGCAUGGAGUACUUGGCGCAGAAGAAGUUUGUGCACCGGGACUUAGCUGCCCGAAACUGCAUGCUGGACGAGUCGUACACGGUGAAGGUGGCAGACUUCGGCAUGGCCCGAGACGUGUUCGACAAAGAGUACUACAGCAUCCAGGAUCACAGAAAAGCCAAGCUGCCUGUGAAGUGGAUGGCCAUCGAAAGUCUGCAGACCCAGAAAUUCACAUCCAAGUCCGACGUGUGGUCGUUUGGGGUUCUGCUGUGGGAGCUAUUGACCCGAGGAGCGAGCCCUUACCCAGAGGUGGAUCCCUACGACAUCACACAUUACCUCUUAAGAGGACGCCGCCUGCCUCAGCCACAGUAUUGUCCAGAUCUGCUGUUUGCUAUAAUGCUGCAGUGUUGGGAUCCCGAUCCGGACAGGAGACCCAGUUUCACCACGCUCGUCUCCGAGGUGACGGCCAUUCUUUCCGGCCUGGAGGGGGAGCACUACAUCAGCCUGAAGGUAACGUACGUCAACCUGGACCAGCCGCGGCCCUACCCGGCCCUCACGGACUCCGCCGACGAGUACGAGUCCUCGGACGCGGACGAGAAGGGCUCAGAUUGUACGUGAUCGGCUCUGCGUUCUGUUACUCGUCUAGAUGGUGCUAAGAUUUAUUUAUUAAGUAGCAGCAGUACUGGAAUAUGAAGUGGCUGUAGAUACAGAGUCUCCUGUAGAUAGAGGACAAAAUCAUUUCAACAAAUUCUGGUUGGAGACAGAUUUCACAUUUUAGUUCUUCAGUACGAAAGGUUACAAUUCAGCCAAAUGUAGAUGGUAAUGAGUCUAUUAUUUAUUAUAACUACACACAGAAUUAACAUUAGCAUGUGUUAUUGCUGUAUAAACCUUUUUACAAUGUGUAUAUUAUCCUUCAGCAACAUUUCAUUCUAAUAUUAAAAGCAUUAGUUUACAGUAUCACACCAAACGAUGCUCAUUACUAUUAAAUAGCUGAUCAUUUUUAACCAAACUGGAAGAAAAUCAGAGGCUCACUGACUGGAAAUCUAAUUUCUGAAUACACACACUACACCAGCACACGUGCCAAGUGGAAGCUCGAGCACUUUCUGAAAACCUGGGGCUUAAAAUAGCACAUUGUGCACAGGUAAUAAAGUGUGAGUUGCACUUCCAUGUCAGUCCUCAUACAGCAUCCUUAACAGAUCAUGUCAUUUCUGAAGCCUGAAUGAAAAACGUUGGUGCUGGGAACGGUGCAGCACAGUGAGAGAUGUUUAAAUUGUGUAAUGCUCAGUUAGUCUAGGUGUAAAUCACUGCCAGUCCUGAAGAUGCUGUGGGCUGUGUUUUUAAAUAAGACGUAUAAGCCUGGGUGCCGGCCAUUCUAAAAUUACGCCUACACAGCAGGCUUUGGCGUGUGCUUGAGGCAGCCAUUUGUAGGGUUGCUAUAAACAGUUCUUUUUAUGGCUCUUUUAAAUGGGCAGUAGUGAUAUACAUCUUUGUGGCAUUAUUACUCUGAAUGGUAACACGGUUCGUUUUCCAGUUUGUCUCGUUAUUAAAAGCUAAACAAUGAGUGAUGAUUAAUGGUGAAGGUUACAGCAUUAUAAUGUACACAAAACUCCAAAACCACUUCACAAUUACAGUUUUAUUUUUAAUGUUUGUGCAAAAUCUAGUGCCCCAUAAAUGCUUCAUGGACUUAAGGUCAGGUGAGUGUCUAGGAAAGUCCACGACAGUCAGAACCUCUUGACCUUCUUUGGUGUUCAAGUAGUUGUUGCAAAGCUUUGAGGUCUGAGACCUGUAAUAAUAAUAAUACAAACAAUGUGUUAAAUUUAAGAAACAGGAGCAUUUUCACUAUAUAUACAUAUAAAUACAGUCCUACAAUCUGUUUUACUGUAGCUACUGUUACAGGCGGCAACUUAGGUGUAUAAU
This is a messenger RNA of Trichomycterus rosablanca, 5440 nucleotides long. It is a transcript of the gene mst1rb, whose product is annotated as macrophage stimulating 1 receptor b. The transcript is spliced from 19 exons. Gene Ontology annotation, molecular function: hepatocyte growth factor receptor activity; protein binding; ATP binding. NCBI's taxonomy places the organism in Eukaryota, Metazoa, Chordata, Actinopteri, Siluriformes, Trichomycteridae. Gene Ontology annotation, cellular component: signaling receptor complex; plasma membrane; basal plasma membrane. The record is from RefSeq and is a predicted model, not a curated record. Gene Ontology annotation, biological process: nervous system development; liver development; cell migration. Bases 77 to 4141 code for a protein of 1354 amino acids.